CUAGCAAGAGCCGAAAAUGUUCAUAGUAAGCUACAAGUCUGAGUUGCCUAUUGGUGUUACAGCAUAUCAGGCUGAUUUUAAAGGUCUUAAAGCAGUUAACCUGACACUACAAAACCCCUACACCUUGAUUGGUCUUUAUCCAAGUAAGUUAACUCUGUGUAUUAUUUCUCUUAGUAGGUAUCUUAGGGUACAGUGUCAAUUUUUCUGGGCAUUGUGUCAGAAAAACAAAGAAACCCUUCAAGAAUAAAAGACGUUUUUGUCUAGGAAAAAUGUGAAAACGUAACGAACGAAACAGUGAACGACACGGAAACAAUCAAACCUAAUUUUUCGUCGGUAAUGAUGAUUACGUAGAAGUUUUGGACUUCUCAGUCAGCUUUCUACUGGUUAAUAUGCUAAAGAGUUUUCGUCAAGCCAGUGCGCCAGACACAAAGCGCGAGAAAUUUUAUAGCGAGGGAAAGCGAGCACAUUACAUUAAUGUAAAGCACAGAGCGGCAGUUCCGUUGUAGUCCUUUAGCGGAUCAGGAGAUGACAGUCUUGAUUUUGAGAUUGAGUAUUUUAUAACAAGAGUCAGGUCGUUGCAGAAAAAACUUAUCAUGGAAAGUUGCGCAAAGCAGGAUACAUAUUUUAAAUACAUUUUUCAAGUCCGUCCCCUUAUUUGGAGUCAUUAUUGUCGAUACUGUUAAUUUAAUUUUUGCGUCUGAUUCUGUGGAGUGGUAUAAACCAUUGAUAAUUAUUUUGUUGUUUUAAUUGUCACAGGGAGUGAAAUUGAACGUGAAGUAACAGUUGAAAUAAUUAAAUUCAUUGAAAACGUCGGAUAUGAGCCCUUUGGAAAGGAUUUUAAGUUUACAUACAAAGACGAGAUGAGUGAACUCGCGAAAAAGGUUAAGGCAUGUGAAACAACCAGAAAUGCCGUCGUGGAAGGUGUAUGCAAAGCAUUGGAAGGCGCAUCAGCUGGAUCUGAUAACUUAAACGCUUUUCGUCUACCAGAAGCUGGUAAGCUCAACAAUUUUCUAUCAAUUUUGUUCAUUUUCUUCAUUUGUCUUGCAAGGUUCAGUUCGAUUUGGAGUGAACGUGUUAGUGGAUUUGUAUUACGAAUUUUUGAGUCCUUGUUUUUUUUCAUUAAAUAAAAACAUGGGCAUGCUUAGCAUGUAAGAGUAAUUUUUUCGCUGGGUGGGUUGGUAUAGGACAGUUUGUGAACUUAAUGUUUUCAUUUUUGUAACCGAGAAGAGCAUAACUUUCAAAAGAACGAAAAUAUCGCCCUACUUCACCUUAUGAGAAAGACAGAAAAAAUAUUACUUUAUCUGAAAUCAUACAGAUAUUUUGUGGUCUGUUGUCUAAAUACUUCUAAGUAAAAAUGAAAUGCAUCGGUACCACGCUUACUGCUGUCUUGUUCGUAGCCGUUGUUUGAUCUCUUCACACAAUGCCCUCUAUUUCCUGUUGGAGAGAGAGUGCGUUCCGUGAUGAGACCGAAUACCGGUUGCAAAAGAGACCGUGACGCUUACUGCUGUUCCUCUAGCCAAGAGAAAAUGAAAAUUAUUCGUCUACAGUUAGUUGCCUCAAAAAUAUAACUCCGCGUAAUUUUAUGACGAAAAGCAAACUGAGACUUUGUUGUACAAAUGCAGGUUUUUUUAACUAGAAUCAACUCGCGAUUGGUUUCAAUCUGAAGGUAGCAAGAAGCGAAUUUUAUUCGUAGAGAAAGUCAAAACGCAGGAGAAUUGCGUGGAAAAUUCCCUAUCACUUUUCAUUGGGGUUGGAUAAUGCGUUUAGAAUACGUGAUAAAAUGCAGGUUGUCUAAUAGGAAAUGACACGUGAUGGAGCGAAGUCUAAUGUGGCAAAAUGGAAUUUGAUCGGUGAGAUACAAUUCAAGCACGUGAAAAAUUGCCUAAUGUUCAUGUAGUACAAUUAUUUCAGAUGUGUUUUGCUAGUUCGGUGCGGUUAGUGUAUUUCCUGUCACGUAAUCAUAGUUUAUGUUGCGUAUAUCGUUUCAAUGUUCCUUCUGUCCGAUGUAGUUCUUUCCUGUGUCGUCUUUGUCUGUGGUCACGUUGGCUUUGUAGAACACGCUGGUGAUGAGGCAGGUGUUGUCUAGCUGUUGCAUCCGUUUUGCGGUGUGGUGUUGUUGUUGGUAAGGGUUUUCUUGUUAUGGUUGUUGAUAAUGCUGCCCAUGUUCGGCAUGCAACUGUAGCUUACUUUCACGUUUUUCUUGUUAAAGACGGGGUAGAGAUUGUGGUUUGGUAGGAAGUGUUUCUUGAUUAGGUUGAAGAAGGUUUUAGCGACGUUGGUUUGGAAAUUUUUGCUGAAUGGGGGUUAAACCAGAUGAUGUUUCGUUUUCUAUUUCUUUUUGUGGGUGUGGUUGUGUUUUUCUUGCAGUAGUGAAGGCUUUCGUUGAAUCCACUUGAUCUGAGGGCUUUGUCGUAGAGAGGAUUGGCUUUAUCGAGUGUUCCUUUGUUGGAUGGUAAGGCUGAUAAUCUGUGAUAGAUGGCGCUACGGGUAUUUGUUUGAUGACAGUGGGUGGGUAGUUAGAUUUUGUGUUGAUGUAAAGCGGCUCGUCGUUCGGUUUUCUGAAUGGUUGGAAUAGACCGUUCGUCAAGUUGAGUGUGAUAUCGAGGUAAUCAACUGAUUUUAAGUUGCUUUGGAUUGUUAUUUUCAGUCCGUGUUCCUUGAAGCACCUUGCUAUUUCUUUCCGUGUCCUUUCUGCCUGAGGUCCUGUUCUGUUCUUGAAAAUGGCGAGUCCGUCGUCCCUGCAAAGUCCGAUGUUGUUUGUUCCGUAUUUGUUUGCGAGGUCGUUCAAGAUGAAAAGUCCGACUAGUUCACAUACUUCUGCGCCGUCAAAGCUUCCCAUUGUUACGUCAAACACACCAUCGUUGUCCUUUUUCACCCAGGGUGACCUGUUGUGGAGUAGGAUUGAUUUUCUGGAGUGCAUGGUAAUAUCGGUGUUUUGGUUGGUAUCUUGGUUUGUUUCUUGGCGAAGUGGAUAGCGUUGGUUAGUUGUUUUUCAGAUAUGGAAUGGUAGAAGCUCUCGGUGUCGAAUACGGUGAAGGUGUGUAGAUGCUUGUCUGGAAAAUUUUUGAACCAAUCGAUAACAGAAGAGGAGUUUUUCCAUUGGUUGAGUGACGUUUUGUUUCUUACAUCGGUGUUGAUUCUUUGGAGUAUUUGUUUACUUAUUCGACCUAUUUCGCAUUUGGCUGGGUUGAUUAGUCUGCAGGUUGGAUUAUUUGUGAUCUUUGAGCGAUAUGAAGGCUUGUCGUUCUGCUAUGCGUUCGGUUCGGUCUUGGAUGUCUAGUAGUGUUGCUAUGGCUUUUGCUUCUUGGCUAAUACUGUGAAUAAUGCCCUUGCUCGCCUUUUUAUAGGUUGUCGUUAUGCUGUUUUGUAUUGGUUUUUCGUGCUGUGUUUUGUCUAGUUCGUAGAGGUUAGUUGUUCUGUCAGCGGGGAUGAAGGCUUUGCUAGAGCUUUUGAUUCUUUGUAUGUCCUUAUUUAGCCGGGUUUGAAAUUUUUCUUGUGUCUUCUGAAUUGAAUGUUGUUUACCAUGUCCAUGAGGUCAGCUUGGAAUCUAUCCAGAUCUUCAUGUCGAGGGGGGUAUUUUCGGGAUUUAAAUCCGUAUUUAUCGUCGGUUUCGGUUUCGGCAUCGGCGUCGUGUGUUGGUUGAAUUCUUUCAUCGGAGUUGUUUCCGUGGAGAUGAGCUUUCCAUCACAUUCGUUUGAUGACGCUUUUAACGUUUUCGAUUAGACUUUUUAGGUAGGAGUGCAUUGGAGGUAUAGGUAUGUUCUUCAUAUGUAUAUAUUCAUCACUCGAUGAAGAAAAUAACUCAGUUAUUCAAUUUGAAUAAUAAAAACCAUAUGAAUAUAAAAGCGAUCUUCGCAGUAAUGAGCAGGAGUUUGCCCAAAGAUUGAUUGAAACGUAGAAGUAUUUAAAUACCAUUAUAGACCCCCGGCAAACCUCACCCAUAUUCGUCUCAAAUCUUCCCAGGGGCGGAGAAACGCGCCUCUUGUAGCGCUACGAUCAUUAUAAGGAGCUGCUCGAAAUAAAAAAAUGUUCAGAAGAAGGUAGAGACACAGAGAUAGCAAUGUGUGUUCUCUAACUUACAGAAAAAGAAAGAGAAAGACUUACUAUAAUCUUUGCGUAUCUUGACCACAAGGUUUCCUUUUAAAAAUAAUUUGGCUAGCAGGGUGGAAUUCUUUAUUGUUCUAGGUAUUAUUCAUCAACUUUGAGAGUGAAAGGAGACUCUUAGUCAAGCAAUGAUUUUUCUCUUGCAGAUUGUGCCUCAUUCGCAUCAAGUUACAGAGAAGAAGCAAGAAAAGGAAACACUCUUAAGCACUCAGCGGAUCAGUACACAUCUGCUCAAGGUUUGCAUUUGGAAUUUUCAAUCUGUUGAUUAUAACUAAAGUGAAGGGGUUUAUCUAAAGAAACGAAGUAUAUCAUGUCAGAUUAUUUUUGUAAAUUACUUUUUUUUCCCAAAAAUUUAUUUCAAGUGGGAGUAGUCUAAACCCAGAAUAUAGCAACAAUGGAAGCAAAAAGCUUAGAGCUGGAGAUGACACAAGUGAGAGGGAGAAGUGUAAAUCUGAUUUAAUAUGCAAAGAUAACGAUGGUCAAUCUUCCAAUCUUACAAUCAUUCUGAUGACCAGCAAUUUAAAAGCUUUCUACACAGACCGUAAAGAAUUAAAAAAAUAUAAAUCUGGGAAAUAUGGCAAAAACUUAUUUGAAUUUUUAAGAGGUGAUGCUUCGUUUACAAGACAAGACUGACCCGAUUCUAUUUUGCGAUCGCUUAAGCGGCCAGUUUACCUAAGUUUUAGGCGACUUUAGCGCAUUUCGAUUGUCCACAGAAUCGGAAAUGCUAAAGAAGGGAAUGAAUGGAAAGAAUUGUGGAAUAUCAGUUUGGAUUGCCUAUAGGCGAACUGGAAGAACAUUGGCUUAACUUGUUUCAUCUCAACUCAAGUAGAAGGGUCAUUCUCAAUUUUCAGAAAUCAUCAGUAUGGUUGUUAAUCGACCAGGAGUUUGCCCAAUGAUUGAUUGAAACGUAGAAGUAUUUAAAUACCAUAAUAGGCUCAUUGAAAUGCUGUUUAUUUUGAUACUUUUUUUCCGUUGGUCGAAAAUAGUAUAUUUUUUUCUCACAGUGUCACGGUGCAAAUCAAUGGCUUCUUCUUUGAAGUUCACCGAAGAGCAACUCAACUACCUCAAGAUUUGUUUGAUUGUCGCUGAUGAACUAACUGGAGGCCUGCGGGAAAUCUUUAAACGAGAAUGGGACAAUCGCUACAAGACAACCCUGGGAGAAUGGAAAGAUGAACCAAAAAAUGGAAUGGACUUUUGGAACGGAGAAUCGUGUCGAAAUAGAAGAAGAUACGCCGCUCUCUGGAAAACUAUGAAAACUGGUAAAAGAGCUGAAUGGGAUUGUACCAUGCUGUUUUAUGCCAUCCUUUAUUCCGAUUGCAUCCACAGUCUCAAUCCAGUUGUUCGAUCAAAUGUG
Pocillopora meandrina is the source of this 5458-nucleotide messenger RNA. The record is from the annotation of a GenBank genome assembly. NCBI's taxonomy places the organism in Eukaryota, Metazoa, Cnidaria, Anthozoa, Scleractinia, Pocilloporidae.